Artibeus jamaicensis (Jamaican fruit-eating bat) is the source of this 1672-nucleotide messenger RNA. It is a transcript of the gene FEZ1, whose product is annotated as fasciculation and elongation protein zeta 1. NCBI's taxonomy places the organism in Eukaryota, Metazoa, Chordata, Mammalia, Chiroptera, Phyllostomidae. Bases 184 to 1359 code for a protein of 391 amino acids. The transcript is spliced from 10 exons. The record is from RefSeq and is a predicted model, not a curated record. Gene Ontology annotation, cellular component: axon; cytoplasm.
AGGGCGGGUGCCGGGGAGCUGGCUGCUGCCGCCGCACUGCCCCGCAGCCACUGCCCCGCCGCUCCCUCGCACUGCGCUCCGGCAAUUCUGUGGAUGGAGGUGUCCCACUGAGCCCCGGGACGCGCCUCCCUCCGCCAGGACCCGCACAGAUAAACGAAUCCUGAGAGCUGCAGCUGUGCCAGAAUGGAGGCCCCACUGGUGAGUUUGGACGAAGAGUUUGAGGACCUCCGGCCCUGCUGCUCAGAGGGACGGGAGGAGAAGCCCCGGUGUUUUUAUGGCUCAUCUCCCCACCAUCUAGAGGACCCCUCCCUGUCCGAGCUUGAGAAUUUUUCUUCUGAGAUAAUCAGCUUCAAGUCCAUGGAGGACCUCGUGAAUGAAUUUGAUGAGAAGCUCAAUGUCUGCUUUCGGAACUACAACGCCAAGACCGAGAACCUCGCUCCUGUGAAGAACCAGUUCCAGAUCCAGGAGGAGGAGGAGAAUCUGCAGGAUGAGGAGGUCUGGGAUGCUCUGACAGACAAUUACAUCCCUUCACUCUCAGAGGACUGGAGGGACCCAAACCUGGAGGCUCUGAAUGGCAACAGCUCUGACACUGAGAUCCAUGACCAAGAGGAAGAAUUCAAUGAGAAGAGUGAGCAUGAUUCCGGCAUCAACGAGGAGCCUCUACUCACAGCUGAUCAGGUAAUUGAGGAAAUCGAGGAGAUGAUGCAGAACUCGCCAGACCCUGAGGAGGAAGAGGAGGUUCUGGAAGAGGAGGAUGGGGGUGAAACUUCCUCCCAGGCAGACUCGGUCCUCCUGCAGGAGAUGCAGGCCUUGACCCAGACCUUCAACAACAACUGGUCCUACGAAGGGCUGAGGCGCAUGUCCGGCUCUGAGCUGACCGAGCUGCUGGACCAGGUGGAAGGUGCCAUCCGAGACUUCUCGGAAGAGCUGGUGCAACAGCUGGCCCACCGGGAUGAGCUGGAAUUUGAGAAGGAAGUGAAGAACUCUUUCAUCACGGUGCUCAUUGAGGUCCAGAACAAGCAGAAGGAGCAGCGAGAGCUGAUGAAAAAGAGGCGGAAAGAGAAAGGGCUGAGCCUGCAAAGCAGCCGCGUGGAGAAGGGGAGCCAGAUGCCUCUCAAGCGCUUCAGCAUGGAGGGCAUCUCGAACAUCCUGCAGAGCAGCAUCCGUCAGACUUUUGGCUCCUCGGGAACUGACAAACAGUACUUGAACACAGUCAUCCCUUACGAGAAGAAAGCCUCGCCUCCGUCGGUGGAAGACCUCCAGAUGCUGACAAACAUUCUCUUUGCCAUGAAGGAAGAUAAUGAAAAGGUGCCAACUUUGCUAACCGACUAUAUUUUAAAAGUGCUCUGCCCUACCUAACCUCGCCCCUGGGAGCAGCCUUGCCGCGGAGGUCACUGAGCAAGAGUCAUUCCAUCACAGGGACUGCAUGACACCACGUAACCUCCGGCGUGUCUUCAAACGUGUAGAGCUUAACCUGGAUUAAACACGAGCAAACGCGCGGGUCCUUUGCUGUUGUUGGCUUCUAGUCCUAGUAACCAUUGGGUGCAUGACAAGGGGCAGGGCUGGGGACAAUGUGGCCUGCCCUCCGCCUGUGUUGGGGGAGGCAGAUGCCCUCACCACUCAUUACGGAGUUUGGCUCCAGCCCUCAAAAACAGCUUAUACUUUAACACUA